UAGAGAUUUGUCUGUUUACUCGUAUUCCGGUUGAUGGUUCUAAUGCUCCCUUUUUCUUUUGCAGUUCGUCAUCCCAAUACGAUUGCCUAUCCCGAGAAAUUCUUCGAAACUGCCCAACUGAUCGCGACGCAUAGUCAUCUCAGGUGGCCGGAUCUUAGUCGGGAGUGGAUACGUCGGCAGCAAGCUAGGAUCGCUAGAGUUGACUGGGAAUCAAGACUUCCUUGUGUACUCGGUCCCCGCAAAUCAUGUCUCUCCCUGUUUACUCGGAAACAACAAAAGCCCCUCAACAAAGCUAGAAAGAUGGAGGGAGUUCCCGACUUGAGUGCCCUGUUGAAAGGGAAGCUUCAAAUGCUCUCAACGAAGUCGUCUUCUGCCGGUGCCUCAGAGGUCAGGCCUGUUCCCGCAGAUGGAGAUGCGAACUCUGAGCCGCCAGCUCAGAGUUCCCCAAAGAAGAAGGCCAAUAAGGCCAAGAAAAGGAGUGUCCCUUUGGAGGAGGCAUCAUCCUCUGCUGAUGCCUCUGAAGUCGCGGCUAAGAAGAAGAAGAAGAAAAAGGAGAGCAAGAAAAGGUCUCGUGAGGAGGCUUCUGUUGAGGUUUUGGAGACCUCAACUGCCGCGGGGGAUGAUGAUGCGGAAAGAAACGAUCCAACCGAUUCUACUCGGGGAUCAUCUGAGGAACGUCCCAAGAAGAGAUCGAAGAAAACGACCGCGGAAGACGAUGGGACUUCUGCUCCCGGGAUCCCUUCUAGAAGUGGGGGACCGGCUACCGAAACCGGAGAUGACUCACGGGAUGAAUCUCCGUUGAGUAGGGGAGCCCCUUCUUCUUCUGCGAGGAAGACGGGUGUUGAAAGCGGAGGUUCGCUUCUGCAGAAGGCGGGAGGAGGAAGAGGAUUUCCGGAUCGCGUAGAGUUCCUUUACGACGAGGCGACUCCGUUGGUUCUGAAUCCACUUCAAUGUGAUGAACUGACCCGUCAGAUCCGUGGCGGGACCAAAGAGUUGCCGCCGAUCGACGGCUUGUACUUCAAAAAGGAGUACAUUGACGCGGCUAUGGCGAGCAAACGGAGCGAUGGGAGUAUGAACUAUCUUGUUGAGAAGUACGAUAGUACCCUCAAGCAGACGAUGGUUCAGCUAGGCGCGUCGGAAAAACUUGCGCGGACCCGGCUAGGCGUGAUAGAGAGGUUACGCGCUGAGAACAAGAAGGCUAGCGACAAGGCGGCCAAGGAGAAGGAAGUCCUCCGGGUCAAAUUUGCAGAGCUAGAAGACAAGUUAAAGUCUGAUCGUUUUGCAAAAAAGGAUGCUUUACGCGAGAAGGCUCGUCUGGAGCGGUUGGUUGCUUCUCUUGAGAAGGAGAAAACUGAGUUAGAGGGGGAGAGGGAUGCCGUUGUUGGAACGUUGGUCAAGGAGAGGGAACGCUUGAGGAACUCUAGGAUUCAGGAGGUUACUCGUGAAAGAAUCAGAGUCCAGACCGCUAUGACAGACAAAUCUACUCGCUCUUUUGGCCGAGUAAAGGGCUAUCUGGACCAUCUUAACGCGUUGGAGAGGGCCAAGAGUUUAUACGGGCAAGCUUCGGGAACCAAGAAGUGUCUUGAGAUGAUAAGAGAUAGCGGCACGGCGAUCCCGCAGGAAAUGAUAGACAUCUUCUCGGAGCAAGAGAAGUUGCACGAGGCUGAGGCCGCUAAACUUCGCAUCGAUCCGUUCUCAGAAGCUGAUUUCGCCCUCUCUCCACUCAACCUCCCUUCUCGGUUCGUAAGCGAGGAACUGAUGGGGACUCUUGAUCCGUACGGGUCGAAAGCUGGUCUGAUUGGCCAUGAAUCGGCUUCCGAACUGAUUACUUCUCGUGAGGCCGCUGACGACCCUAUUGACGAGCCAAUGAUUGAUAUUUCAUCUGCUUUGUCAAAGCGCGUCACUGUCCCUAAAGGAACUGCGGUAGAGGAGCGUCCCAAAGAGAACGGCCCCGAAGUAGGCGGCAGUGCGGCUCAAGAGGGAACAGGGGAUGUAGCCGUUGAAGACCCGGUCUUAGUUUCCUCGUCUGAGGAACGAGAAGACGACGAGGGGGGCAAUCAGGAAGAGGACAGGUCAUCUCCGGCGCUUAUCGAAGAAGCGGCUUUGAACCCGUCGGCCCCGGACCCUCCUGCGCAGAUUGAAGUCCUCAACACUCACAUUGCUGAAGGGACUAUGGAGUCGCCUGACCUGGAUGUAUCGAACAAGGAUGAUCAAGACGCGGUUGCUUGAUUUUGUUUUCCUUGUUGUAUUUGUUUCU
Messenger RNA from Brassica napus (rape), 2257 nucleotides. RefSeq lists its product as uncharacterized. The record is from RefSeq and is a predicted model, not a curated record. The transcript has 3 exons. NCBI's taxonomy places the organism in Eukaryota, Viridiplantae, Streptophyta, Magnoliopsida, Brassicales, Brassicaceae. Bases 34 to 2229 code for a protein of 731 amino acids.